Messenger RNA from Passer montanus (Eurasian tree sparrow), 1859 nucleotides. RefSeq names its product epidermal retinol dehydrogenase 2-like. Lineage: Eukaryota; Metazoa; Chordata; Aves; Passeriformes; Passeridae. Gene Ontology annotation, molecular function: oxidoreductase activity, acting on the CH-OH group of donors, NAD or NADP as acceptor. The transcript is spliced from 7 exons. The record is from RefSeq and is a predicted model, not a curated record. Gene Ontology annotation, cellular component: lipid droplet. Bases 139 to 1056 code for a protein of 305 amino acids.
CUGGCUCCGCCCCGCCGUGCUGCCUGCUCCCUUCGCACCGCUGCCGCCCGUCCGCCCCAGAGCCGCUGCGCUGCGGCGGAAGUGCUCUGGCUGUGCCUCAGGUCGGCAGGCGAAGGUAUCUGAAGAAAUAGCCUGAAGAUGAACUUCUUCCUGGAAACAUUAAAAGUUAUUGUACUUGUUGUUUACUACUUGCUGGAGUCAUUGGUGUUCUUGGUUGUUCCUGGACGGAAGAAGAAUGUUAGUGGUGAAAUCGUAUUAAUAACAGGAGCGGGAAGUGGCAUUGGAAGACUCUUAGCGUUGAAGUUUGCCAGCCUUGGAGCCACGGUGGUCCUCUGGGAUAUUAAUCAAGAGGGGCUCAACUGCACAGUUAGACUGGCCAGAGAAAAAGGAGCAGGAAGAGUACACUCCUAUGUCUGUGACUGUAGCAAAAGACAGGAUGUCUACAGACUAGCUGACCAGGUUAAAAAAGAAGUUGGUGAUGUCAGCAUCUUGAUCAACAAUGCUGGUAUUGUAAUUGGGAAGAGAUUUCUUGAUUCUCCAGAUGCACUCGUAGAAAAAACCAUGGAAGUGAACACAAUGGCACACUUCUGGACUUACAAAGCCUUCCUCCCAGCAAUGAUUGCUGCUAACCAUGGACACUUGGUUAGCAUAGCAAGUGGUGCAGGACUGUGUGGAACCAGUCAGGCUUCAGAUUACUGUGCAAGUAAAUUUGCAGCAAUUGGUUUUGCAGAAUCAAUUGAUAUGGAAAUGAGAGCUCUGAGAAAGACUGGUGUUAAAACAACAAUUGUGUGUCCUUACGUCAUAAACACGGGAAUGUUUGAUGGUGUUAAAUCCAAGUGGCCACGUAUGGUUCCUGUUCUGGAUCCAGAGUAUGUGGCCGAGAGGAUAAUCACUGCUGUUCGGCAGAACCAAGAAGUCUUGCUUAUACCACGCCUUACUCAUCUUUUAUGUUUUUUGAAAAGCUUCCUACCAGUGAAAGUACUGGUUCUUCUUUUAGACUACUUUGGACUCGUUGAGAUCAUGAAUACCUUCAAAGGUCGACCAAAGAAGGAGUGAAAAAGCACAAAAUUCAAGAGACCAUCAGCUCUAAAGUGGGUGUUGAAGUUAGUUAAAGGUGGUGGUGGGAAAAGUUCACUUCACUAGCAGGUUUGGGUGCCUCAUUUCUCAAUAGUAACAAGACUUUUAAGAGUUGCUUUUUAACUGGCUCUUAAUCAACAGCUUUCAUCUGAACUAUUGUUUUUGGUCCAGCAAGUUGUUUUCUUUUCCCCUCAUUAUGAAAAUACAUUAAUUGAAUUUAGUUUCUUUGGUUUAUAAUGCCUUAAAUGGGAUCCUGCAUCACAAACCAAUAACUGGCAACUUUGGGGGGAAGAAAAGACCAAGAAACCACAUGUAUUUAGCAAGUAUCCAGAAAAGCCUGUAGUCAAUCUAACUUCUGGCUGCCAUUCAGUGAGCCAUGAGGAUGGGCUGUACUGCUGGUGCCAUUAUCAUUCCCAGAUAAGCUGAAGAAUUCAAGAAUUUCCUCAAAGAACAGAUUCUAACUAAUACAAAUGACAUUUUUGUAAGAUAAAAAAUAUACACUGUGUUGGUGAAAAAAAAAUUACAUUUAUUAUUUUUUGGAGGUGUGAUCUCUGAACUCACAGGUGGCAGUGGAUGUUGCGGCAGGGACAGGGAAGGAUAUGUAAACUAAGCAUUUGUGCAGCUAAUCUAUUUUGUGCCUAAUGUAUUUUAAAAGGUAAUACUAUGACUGCAACUUUGUAACAGAAGUCUUUGUAUCUUUUAAGUACAGUAUUUUAAGAACUAUUUUAAAUUGUCAUCUCCUAAGUAUAAAUUUGUAUUUAUAAAGCAUGAGACUGCCAGUC